Molecule: messenger RNA, 594 nt
Organism: Schizosaccharomyces osmophilus
Lineage: Eukaryota; Fungi; Ascomycota; Schizosaccharomycetes; Schizosaccharomycetales; Schizosaccharomycetaceae
Gene: tho7
Product: THO complex subunit Tho7
Exons: 4
Coding region: 1-594 (197 amino acids)
Biological process (GO): mRNA processing
Cellular component (GO): THO complex part of transcription export complex
Source: RefSeq, a predicted model, not a curated record
AUGGAGGAAGCUGCAAUUCGUUCGCGUUUGAAUGUUGAGGAAAGGCCUUUACGGCGCUUGAUCAGUCGCUGUCUGGGAUUUACGAAUGAAAAGCCAGAUGAAGCAAGUCUAAAGAAUCUAGAAAUCGAGUUUGCUGCCAUGUCUGCCUUUUGGCUUCGUCUACAAAUGCAAUUGGACACCCAUGACAAAGAAAUCAAUAUUUAUCAAAAUGACUUGGAAAAAACCCAGCAAGAUUAUGAGCAAGAGCAGAAAGACAUUUCAAACUUGGAGCAAAAUUUACUCCUUGCCCAGCAGGAACAGGUAAAGCAAGAAGAAUAUGAUGAACUUGCCAAACCUAUCAUGGCAAGAGGAUUACGGUCGAGAGGUGAACAAUUAGAAUCUAUUGCAAAGUUAGAAAGCGCCAUUCAAGAAUUAGAGGAAGAAAACAAAAACUAUGAACAGAAGUGGAACCAAAGGAAAGAGAAUUUUGAAAAAAUUGUCCAAGGCAUCGAUGAAUUUCGAACUGUUCUUCAUCCAUCCAACGAUGCUGAUUCCGAUUCCGAAGAAGGCAUCGCCAGUGAAGGGGACACUCCAUCUUCUUCCGGCUUCAAAUAA